UCUAAGCCAAAGUGUUCAAAUUAGCGAUGACUUGGAAAGCAUUCUGUUUAUUUCAAGACUGGCAUUAAACUAGAGGGGCAGACUACAGGGCUCAAGACAGAAAGGUACUGCACUUAAUCUCCAAGAACCUCACACUACCUAGGAAAGCAGUUUGAGACUUGGAUCCUACAUAAUAUAUAGGCUUCCUUCUCCCCCAGUAAUUGCCUUUUAAAAUUCAGAGCGGAUAUUGUGGGGACAUGGAGAAAAACUGCACAUGGCACCUUCUUUGUCCCUAUCAGCAUUGGCUUGAUUAUGGGGCUGCUUAGGAUGUUAGUAAAUAUUUGGUCUUCGCCAACAGUGUUUAGGUAACCUAGGGUUGUUUUUCUCCCAGGGAAUGACGUAGGGAAUGACCAUGACAUUGCUGGCCAACGCUGUGAAGAUCAUACUUUUAAAUCAAAUUCUGGGAAGGUUAGGCUAUACAAUGCCCCCCUCAGCAGUUGCCCUCUGCCCCUGCUUUUGGAAGCACUGAAAGUUUGUUGUCAUUUGACUUUCAGUGUUGAACUUGUAAUGCUUAAAAUGUUAUUAGUGAAACACUGUGGGCAGUUACCUUUAAAACCAGAGGCAAUGUUUCGGAAAAGAAAUAGAUAACACAAAAAGUUGACAGAUGUUACACAAAGUUCUUUGGCUUGUGUUUAUUACUCUGAAUGAAAAUUCAUUUUAAGAUUUAUAGUAUUAUCCAGUGGAGAGGAGCUGUGAUAUUGUUUUCUUCUGAAACACCAAGAGAAUUGACUCUUCUACUAUUUGUUGAAGGCUUAGUAAGUGCAAGAAACCUAGGGAGACUUACAGGUCCCUAGCCAAAAGAAGCUACAUGGCCAACAAGCAUAUAAAAUACUCAACAUCACUAAUCACUAGAGAAAUCCAAAUCAAAACUACAAUGAGAUAUCAUCUCACACCAGUCAGAAUGGCUAUUAAUAAAAGUCAAGAAAUAACAGAUGCUGGUUUCUGGUAAGGUUGUGGAGAAAAGGGAAUGCUUAUACAAUGCUGGUGGGAACGUAAAUUAGUUCAGUAACUGCGGAAAGCAGUGUGGCGAUUUCUCAAAGAGCUUAAAACAGAAUUACCAUUCCACCCAACAAUCCCAGUAUUGGGUCUAGACCCAAAAGAAUAUAAAUCAUUCUACCAUAAAGAUACAUGUACAUGUAUGUUCACUGCAGCACUAUUCACAAUCGUAAAGACAUGGCAUCAUCCUAAAUGCCCAUCACCAGUAGACUGAAGAAAAUACGGUACAUAUACACCAUGGACUACUAUGCAGCCAUAAAAAAGAAAGAGAUCAUGUCCUUUGUAGCAACAUGGAUGGAGCUGGAGGCCUUUAUCCUAAGUGAACUAAGGCGGAAAAGAAAACCAAAUACUGCAUGUUCUGACUUGUAAGUGAGAGCUAAACAUUGAGAACACAUGGACACAAAGAAAAGAACAACAGACACUGGGACCUACUUGAGGCUAGAGGGUGGGAGGAGGGAGAGGAUCAGAAAAAAUACCUGUGAAGUACUAUGCUUACUAUCUGGGUGACAAAAUAAUUUGUACACCAAACCCACAUGACAAGCAAUGUACCUAUAAAACAAACCUGUGCAUGUGUCCCGAACCUAAAAUAAAAGUAAAAAAAAAAAAAAAAAAAAAAAAAAAAGCAGUUUACCAUCUACGAAGGGUGGCACAUAUGCAAUGUUAACAAUAGCUGACAUUUAGAGAGUCCUUCUUAUAAGCAACUAACCACUUCGUAUAUGUAUUAACUCACCAACUCCCCACACCAACUCUGAGGAAAAUACUAUUAUUUCCACAGAGCAGGAACUUCCACAGAGAGGUUAAAAUAACUUGACUAAACCUGCCCAAAUUCGUAAGCGGCAGCCAGAAUCUAAACCUAGAUAGUCCGGUCCCGGGGACAGGUUCUUAACCACAAAGGCAUUUUCUAAAAUUGUUAAAGUACAGAAGCACAGGAAAGAGACAUUUUGGCCAGAAUAAGGGUUAAGGGAAGGCUUCAUGGAUGAAGUGGCAUUCGCUCUGGGUCUUGAAGGUCAACAGAUGGAGAGGGCUCCUGGGGAGGAAGGACUCUAACGGGGAAGGAACAGCCUGACGAAGAGGAACUUUGGGUACCAGCCAGCUGACGACAGCAAGAUCUGGUCCGGUGCGCGCGGGAGGAAGCUGGGAAGAGACGCCGAGCCCAGAUCCCGAGGUCCUUGAGGACCAGGCCCUCUCUGCAAGGAAUCGGGGAGGAAAAUCUCAAACUAUUAAUAGAAGAGCGGCAAAAAGGAAUUCGUUGGCACCCCUCCCUGUUGGAAGGACCUUCCCUGCCAGAGACCAAGACUGGCAGCACAGGUAUACUUCCCUCAGGGGGAAACAGCCGACAAAGGUGGUCAAGGUCGCCCGCGCGGGCUCUGGAGCUGCACGUUCUGGCCGAACACUCGCGUCCCGAGCACAGACGCUGGGUAUUUGGCUGCCAGCCCGGGCGCGCCAGGCCGGGCCUGGCAGCGCCAACACCUGCUCGGCGGGAACAGGAAGACCUGUGUUCGGGAACUCCCUCCGGCCACCUCCCCGUAGCCUCCUAGCCCUCGAAGGUCGAAAGGUGGCCUCUCAGCGACACCCGCCGCUCGCUCGGCUCCUCCCCUCAGCCGGGAGACCCAAGGAAUAACAGCCUCUGCGAUAGGAGCACGCUCUACCAAUCAACCGUAGUCUCCGCCCACGCCUCAGCCGGAGUAAAUUGCAUUGGUUGCAUCAUUCUCGGCCGCCGAUCAGAUUGUUUUCUUGGAUUGGCUGAUAGCGUUCCUUCUCCCCUGUCUCCUUGUCGUCAGAAGCUGACGAUUGGUUAAUCGCGUUGCCAAGCUCUGGACGCGGCUCGACCAUUGGAGGCCGCGGGCCCGCCCCCGCCGGCUAGGUGAAGGUGAGAGUCUCCUCCAGUCGCAACGUGCAGACCUGACGGGCCAGCUCCGGGCGAGGGGUGAAACCUCUUGAUUUCCUACUCUCUCGAUAUGGCACCUCCGUCAGUCUUUGCCGAGGUUCCGCAGGCCCAGCCUGUCCUGGUCUUCAAGCUCACUGCCGACUUCAGGGAGGAUCCGGACCCCCGCAAGGUCAACCUGGGAGUGGGAGCGUAUCGCACGGAUGACUGCCAUCCCUGGGUUUUGCCAGUAGUGAAGAAAGUGGAGCAGAAGAUUGCUAAUGACAAUAGCCUAAAUCAUGAGUAUCUGCCAAUCCUGGGCCUGGCGGAGUUCCGGAGCUGUGCUUCUCGUCUUGCUCUUGGGGAUGACAGCCCAGCUCUCAAGGAGAAGCGGGUAGGAGGUGUGCAGUCUUUGGGGGGAACAGGUGCACUUCGAAUUGGAGCUGAUUUCUUAGCACGUUGGUACAAUGGAACAAACAACAAGAACACACCCGUCUAUGUGUCCUCACCAACCUGGGAGAAUCACAAUGCUGUGUUUUCCGCUGCUGGUUUUAAAGACAUUCGGUCCUAUCGCUACUGGGAUGCAGAGAAGAGAGGACUGGACCUCCAGGGCCUACUGAAUGAUCUGGAGAACGCUCCUGAGUUCUCCAUUGUUGUCCUCCACGCCUGUGCACACAACCCAACUGGGACCGACCCAACUCCGGAGCAGUGGAAGCAGAUUGCUUCUGUCAUGAAGCACCGGUUUCUGUUCCCCUUCUUUGACUCAGCCUAUCAGGGCUUCGCAUCUGGAAACCUGGAGAGAGAUGCCUGGGCCAUUCGCUAUUUUGUGUCUGAAGGCUUCGAGUUCUUCUGUGCCCAGUCCUUCUCCAAGAACUUCGGGCUCUACAAUGAGAGAGUUGGGAAUCUGACUGUGGUUGGAAAAGAACCUGAGGGCAUCCUGCGAGUCCUUUCCCAGAUGGAGAAGAUUGUGCGGAUUACUUGGUCCAAUCCCCCUGCCCAGGGAGCACGAAUCGUGGCCAGCACCCUCUCUAACCCUGAGCUCUUUGAGGAAUGGACAGGUAAUGUGAAGACAAUGGCUGACCGGAUUCUGACCAUGAGAUCUGAACUCAGGGCACGACUGGAAGCCCUCAAAACCCCUGGGACCUGGAACCACAUCACUGAUCAAAUUGGCAUGUUCAGCUUCACCGGGUUGAACCCCAAGCAGGUUGAGUAUCUGAUCAAUGAAAAGCACAUCUACCUGCUGCCAAGUGGUCGAAUCAACGUGAGUGGCUUAACCACCAAAAAUCUAGAUUACGUGGCCACCUCCAUCCAUGAAGCAGUCACCAAAAUCCAGUGAAGAAACACCACCCGUCCAGUACCACCAAAGUAGUUCUCUGUCAUGUGUGUUCCCUGCCUGCACAAACCUACAUGUACAUAUGAUGGAUUAGAGACACUUGCAGGACUGAAAGGCUGCUCUGGUGAGGCGGCCCCACAUGAAGAGAACAUCCCUUGAGACGAAUUUGGAGACUGGGAUUAGAGCCUUUGGAGGUCAAAGCAAAUUAAGAUUUUUAUUUAAGAAUAAAAGAGUACUUUGAUCAUGAGACAUAGGUAUCUUGUCCCUCUCACUAAAAAGCAGGAGUGUUGCGUGUGGCGGCCACGUGCUUCUAUGUGGUGUUUGACUGUACAAAGUCUAGUCCCAAAGAUCAAGUUGUCUGAAGGAGCCAAAGUGUGAAUGUGGGUGUCGGCUGUGGCAUUAAACUCAUCAUCUCAACCCAGAGUGUCUGGUCUCCCUGCUCUUUCUGCAUGGUUGUGUCCCUAGUCCUAAGCUUUGGUUCUUUAGGGUGACUGUGGUAAGAAGGAUAUUUAAUCAUGACAUGCAUGGACACAUACAUAUUUAACUGAAACAGAAGUUUCACCAAACAGUAUUUACUCGUGAUGUGUGUAGUGCAUUCUGAUAUUUUCGAGCCAUUCUAUUGUGUUCUACUUCACCUAAAAAAAUAAAAUAAAAAUGUUGAUCAAGA
Molecule: messenger RNA, 4899 nt
Organism: Pongo pygmaeus (Bornean orangutan)
Lineage: Eukaryota; Metazoa; Chordata; Mammalia; Primates; Hominidae
Gene: GOT1
Product: glutamic-oxaloacetic transaminase 1
Exons: 9
Coding region: 2994-4235 (413 amino acids)
Biological process (GO): L-aspartate biosynthetic process
Cellular component (GO): cytosol
Molecular function (GO): L-aspartate:2-oxoglutarate transaminase activity; pyridoxal phosphate binding
Source: RefSeq, a predicted model, not a curated record